Molecule: messenger RNA, 2510 nt
Organism: Cheilinus undulatus (humphead wrasse)
Lineage: Eukaryota; Metazoa; Chordata; Actinopteri; Labriformes; Labridae
Gene: klf4
Product: Kruppel-like factor 4
Exons: 5
Coding region: 331-1665 (444 amino acids)
Biological process (GO): regulation of transcription by RNA polymerase II
Molecular function (GO): DNA-binding transcription factor activity, RNA polymerase II-specific; RNA polymerase II cis-regulatory region sequence-specific DNA binding
Source: RefSeq, a predicted model, not a curated record
GCGCUAAACUGAAGUGUUUUCUUUGCUGGUUGCGGGGGCAACGAGGCGUGGCUCUGGCUCCUUGAUUUAAGGAGAUACCUCUGCUUUCUCAGUACAGACUGCCGGUCGCUGCAUGGCAACAGGCGCGAGGGAUUCCCCCGUACGUCGCCUUUCUGUCUUCCCGUUUAUAACCUCUGUAGCGUUAAAGCCCAGGCUGUUUGACGCGCCCGUCAGCGGCAGCAUGUACCGGAAUACAGAAUAACGCGCGAGGCGGAGCAGAAACUUUAAACGCGGGGAUAUUUGACCAAAAAAAGCCAGUGCAGUGACACCGAAGAGGACAGAUUUCCAUUGAUGAGGCAGCCUCCAAAUGACGUCGAGAUGGCUUUAGGUGGGACGCUUCUGCCAUCCAUAUCCACUUUUGCCAGCGGCCCCACAGUCAAGAGUAAAUCCAUAGGAAGUGCCAAUUUAAGAUGGAAGGAGGAGCUGUCCCAUCUUAAGAGACCCAGCGUGCCAACCGGAAGCAGCUCCCCUGACCCUGACCAUCCCACCGCCACCAGCACAAGCCCCAGCAUGUCCAAGAAACACCCGGAGCCUGACCUAGACUUGGACUAUGACUUUAUCCUAUCGAACUCUAUUCUGCAGCAGCAACAGCAGCAGCAGCAGCAGCAGCAAGAGGAGGCCAUGGCAUGCAGCUCUGCCCAGGCCUUGUCUCCUUCCUCGGGCUCCUUCUCCUCAUCUUACCCCCUUCCUUCUCCUCAGGGUGCCCCCAAUGAGCUCCUCUACACCAUCCCUGAUAUCAGUGAUGUUUCACCCUCUGGAGGCUUCGUGGCAGAGCUCAUGAGACCAGAACUGGACCCUGCUUACCUCCAUCCCACCAGCCUGCAUGGCAAAUUUGUGGUUAAGACGACGAUGGACAUGGGGGAGUACAGUCAAGGCGUGAACGUGAGCAAAGCCUGUGUUAAUUCCCCAACGGAGUCUGCUCCGUCCCGUGCCUCUCCGUCCUUUACAUGCCACAGGAUAAAGCAGGAGAAUCCGAGCAACUGCACCAUCUCCCAGCCCAUGGACCUACACCUGGCAGGGGUAAACUCCCAAGGCAGAGGGAGUGCUCAACAGCGCCCGAGCCAUUUAGACCUGCACGGGUUCCCCGGCGGACAGAGAUCCAUGACGGGAGGCAGGUUAUCCUCGUCCUCUUCCCUCUCCCCGGAUCAUCCUAUGAGCCGGGAGCACCAGGUGCUGGGGCAUCCCCACGCUCAGAUCACGCUACCUCCCCAGGGAUACCACCAUAGCUCGCCGCAGGGAUAUGCCUCGUACCCUCAGCCGUCCUCAAUGCAGUACCAAGAGCCCCUCAUGAUCUCCGGUGGGGACGGUUUAACGGAGGAAACAAAGCCCAAACGUGGUAGGCGCUCCUGGCCGAGGAAGAGAGUUGCCACACACACGUGUGACUAUGUCGGCUGUGGGAAAACGUACACAAAGAGCUCACACCUCAAAGCUCACCACCGCACGCACACAGGGGAGAAGCCUUACCACUGUGACUGGGAGGGCUGCGGUUGGAAGUUUGCACGUUCGGACGAGCUCACACGCCACUACAGGAAACACACCGGCCACCGGCCUUUUCAGUGUCAGAAAUGUGACCGGGCCUUCUCAAGGUCGGACCACCUCGCUCUCCAUAUGAAGAGACACUUAUGAGACUUGGCCAUGGCAUGAAGGCUCCAGGAAACAAAAAAGUAUAUGUUAGAAGAACCUUGAACGAACUUUUAAACUUUUUUUAAAAACCAUAAUUUGCCUUCAAGCCGUUGUCAAGAAAACAAGACGAGCUGUGGCGUUCACAGCCAAAAAGAAAAAGAGCCUCCGGACUGAUCCCCGUCUUCGCACAUCAUGUAGGCGACUUGACGAGACCUCUCAGUCAGGGUUGUAAACUUUUAUGAAAGGGACCAAACUGGAAUUUGUCUUAUUUAACCGACAAAACUUGGAGGACCAGGUGCCAAGAGCUUUUAACUGGAAAUGUAUUUUUUGUCAGGGAAACCAGGAGCAACAGACAAACAUCUCCAGAGGCCUUCUACCAGCAACACGCCAACAAAGGCUCUGUUAACAACCACACACUGUUCAAAAUACUGUAUUAAUAAAUACAUCUAUAUUUAUACACACAUUUCACCUGCCAUUAAUUUCAGGUACAAUGUUAACUUAUACAGAAUGGUGCUCAGUGACUCUGAAGAAGGUUUUUCUUAAAGAAAGGUACCAAAGAUUAAGGAAAAUAUACAAAGAAAAGAAAACUAUGAAAGUGCCAUAUGGUUGUUGUGUUUCCUAGAAACCUCUCUUCCACAAUCUGACGUAAAUCAGGUGAACACUUCACUUAAAAAUGGUGAUGGCAAUCUUCAAUGCACUGCGGUCGCAAAGUGCAAUAAUUUAUAUGAGACAUUCAUAUUUUUGUAUUGAAUAAGUGAACUCUGAACAAAGAUGUUUGUUUAUAGCCAAAAUAUGUAAUAUAAUCUUAAAUUUUGUACAUUUGUAAAUAAAAUUUUCUCUGUUUUGUA